Aureobasidium musti is the source of this 1074-nucleotide messenger RNA. The record is from the annotation of a GenBank genome assembly. Lineage: Eukaryota; Fungi; Ascomycota; Dothideomycetes; Dothideales; Saccotheciaceae.
AUGCGCAAAGGCAAAUCGGGAGAGCCAAAAACGUACUUUCCAGUCUUGCCUAUGAUCCUCGUCAAUGGCUAUGAGGCUAGUGGUCAAGAUUGGCAGACAUGCAUUCCUCCUUAUGACCCGAGAGACAUCAUUGAGAACCUUCGAAGGAGGAUGAAAGGAAGCUCCAAAAGUGAUAUGCAGCCCAUGCAGCCGUGGUUCCGUAAUUGGACUGGCCAUGUUGAAAAAAUCGACCGGAUUCGAUACUCUAUGAGGGGCAAGAUGCAUAAGACUUCCGAGAAUGUCAUGGAGGUCACCGAACUACCUCCUCGUCUAUGGUCUCAUGAUUUCCNNAAGUCCAAGCUAGACAAAUAUAUCUCCGAGCCUCGGUCACAGAUCAAGAGCUAUACCGAGCACACAGCAAGCCAGGGUGUACGUUUUGUGCUCAUCAUGACUGAUGACGAUAUGGACACUGCAACUCGCCGGGACCUGGAAGCGAGAUUGAGCCUUGACAGAAUCGUCACGACUGAUGACAUCGUCGCCUUGGAUGACAGCGGAAAAGUCCAGCAGUAUGCCACAGAUCUCGAUAUCCUAGAAGAGUUUUACCUUUCAAGAUUACAGGCAUACAAGCUAAGAAAAUGUCUAAAGCUCUCGACUUUGAAGCAUGAUUUGAAGAAGUGGACCGAUCAGUCACGAUUCGCCAAACUGCUUUUGAACGGAGAUCUCGACAUUUCCCAGAACAUGGACACACUUGUCAGAGAAUUGAUGCAUCAUGGUCUGAUACCCGUGGAGAACUUCGAUGAUUUAAUUCCGUCCAAAAGAGGGAAACGCGAUAUGGACAGCAAACCUGCAGUCCCUGGCUACGAGCACCUUUUCGAGAUGACCAUAGCUUCAAUGCUGCCAGGUCCCAUGAAAGAGCUCGAAAGUUUGAUUGCUAGCAAGAAAGCUCAAAUUGCGGAGCUUGAGCAGAUAUCGGUUGAAGAAAUGUGGGAAGCUGACCUUCUGGCUUUCGAAGCAGCCUGGGAACGACAAUUGGAGUGCGAUUCUCAUCAUCCCCCACAGAUUUGCAAGAAAUGCAAAGGGCAUGGGUGUGGGUGA